AUGUCUUCUAAAGCUAACUUAUAUUCGGUUACUCAAUUACGUACCAUAGCUGAUGAAAACUUAUCAGAAGUUUUUGGAAGUCUUGGAUAUGAAGAAUCUUUCACUUUUACUGAUUUCAAAUUAGGUCUCGGUUUGAUAACUGUUGCAUUAAGUGGAGGUUUAUUCCUUAUUGAGAAGAAGAUCAGUUUCAAUGAUUCUUAUUAUCCAACAAUCGGUAUAUUGGUCCUUUAUUUCAUCACCAGUGGGAUUUUAUGGGUUUUUACUCAAAGUUCCAAAUAUAAAGAUAUUAAAUUCAUUGGUACUAAUGAUGCUAAUGAAAAGAUUACUUGUCUCACAUCCACCACCAAAUAUGAUCCUAUAUACAAUAUUGAAUUACAAUUCGGUGAAGAACGUAAGAAAACCUCCAUUGAAUUCAUGAAAAUGUUUGAUGAUUUUUCAAACUUCCAUCCUGAUAACUUGACUGAAGUUUUGAAGAAGGAAAUAGAGAAAGUAGCUAAGAAGGACCAGUAA
Molecule: messenger RNA, 510 nt
Organism: Yamadazyma jaroonii
Lineage: Eukaryota; Fungi; Ascomycota; Pichiomycetes; Serinales; Debaryomycetaceae
Source: the annotation of a GenBank genome assembly